UGUAAAUAACAAAGACGUUCCACUUAAAAUCGAGAAUUAGUAAUUCAUAAAGAUCGCAUGGGAUUUAUUGAAUCUACAAGUUUGUGAUGUUAAUGUGAAGAAUAUACGAGUAACACGGACAAUAUGACUUUUGAAAGGAAAUUAAAUUGUAACAGAGACUUAACAGAUAAUACAGAAGAAUCUGAUAUUGGGUUACUGUGUAAAACCGUUCAACACUUAGACGAUCACGAUGCUAAGAGUGAAAAUAGGCAGAAACAAUCGUCUGUGAAGCGCAGGACUUGGAGCAGUAGGAAAGGCUGGAGGAAGGUGCUGAAGCGACAAGAGGCGGUCUCUCAUCUUAUGUCCAUGCUCCACAACAACAGUUUUGAUGCUAUAUCUAUACACAAGUUGUGUGAUGCAGCAGCCAAGGGCAACUUGGAUGAGUUCCAGCGGCUGUUUGAAGGGGACAAGACCCGACUAGAAGUAAGGGAUGGCAAGGGGCUGUAUCCGGUACACAAGGCAGCUGAGUUCGGCAGGAUCAACAUACUACAGUUCAUCGUCGAUCAGGGCGGAAAUCUGAACGCUACAGACAAGCUUUUGAACACGCCCCUGCAUGUGGCUGUGCGCACUGAACAGGUGGAAGCCGUGCAGUUUCUCCUCGCAAACGGAGCGGACCCAAGCCUCGUCAACGAUGAUGAAAUGGCACCCAUACACCUCGCCGUGGACAUAAAUGCUCGCAAGUCGCUCAAGGCAUUGCUGGCCAGUGAUAAGGUGGACUCGAAUCUUCGCGGGGAAAAGGGCAUGCGGGCGCUUCAUUACUGUGCGUACAAAGACAGAGCCGAGUGUGCCAAAAUGCUGUUGGAGAACGGGGCGAAGCCGUGUCAGAAGUGUGACAACGGUUUCUUUCCCAUCAACAUUGCCGGGAAGUGCGCUGCCGCAAAAACACUGGAAAUCCUUAUACAGCAUGUUGAAAAGCUCGGUUACAAGCGAGAAGACGUGCUGUCAUUCACGGACAAGGAGAACAAUAUGCCACUACACGGCGCCGUAAACAGCGGGGAUCUCAAGGCUGUGCAAGUGUGUCUUUCUGCAGGAGCACCUGUGGAUGCCAAACAAGAGGACAGUUCGACGCCGUUGCACUUUGCGGCCGCCCAGGGUAGCUCCGACAUGGUUCGUCUGAUGCACGAGGCCCAACCUGAACGCUUCCAAACUGCCAUCCACACGAAGGACAUCCUCCACAUGACGCCCCUUCACCGGGCCGCCAUCUUUGAUCACGUGUCCGUUGUCAAAGUUUUACUCGAACAUGGCUCAGAUAUCGAUGCCCGGGACAUCAAUAACCGGACGCCUCUGAUUCUCGCCUCAAACAAGGGUGGCUCCCGGACAGUGCAGCUGCUCCUGGAGGCCGGAGCCGACAUCUCCUUAAAGGACAAGGAGAACCGGAACUUCCUUCACCUGGCCAUCAAGAACGGCGUACCAAUCAGCAAUUUCGGAUGCGCCAUUAUAACAGGUCUAAAGAAUCUGUUAAACGAGCGGGACGAUAAUGGCUGCACGCCGCUGCACUAUGCCUCCCGUGAAGGUCAUCUGGUUGCUAUUGACGAUCUUAUUCGCCUUGGGGCUGUCAUCAAUGCCAAAGAUAAUGACAAAAAGUCACCACUUCAUUUCGCCGCAAGGUUCGGUCGGUUUAACACGUGUCGUCGGUUGCUGGACAGCGCAAUGGGCCCUAACAUCAUCAAUGAAACGGACGGAGACGGAAUGUCACCCUUACAUUUUGCCGCGCAGAACGGUCACACGAAAAUCAUCACCCUCCUCAUGCAGAAAGGCGCGUACGUUACAAAGGACAACAUGGACAACUCGCCACUACACCAUGCGGCUGCGAACGGCUUCACGCGCAGUCUGAAAUUACUCCUAACAGUUUAUCCAAACCUUCUAGAUUGUACCAAUAAAGAUGGGAGUACUGCGCUGCAUCUGGCUUCCAAAGAGGACCAUCCAAACGCAGUCGGGCUUUUGCUUUCACUGGGGGCUAAGAUGAUCACCAUUGACAAGAACGAUCAUACAUUUAUGGACAUCGCUCUGCAAGAGAGACAUUCCGAGGUUGCUUUUGCUGUAAUAAGACACGAUAGAUGGGAGCAGGCACUGAAAAUGUGUUCAAAGCAGUACGGAACAAUAAUGAACGGUUUGGUGCAAUGUCUCCCGGAUGUCUGUAUGGCGGCCCUAGACAAAUGUCAAGUUUCAUCAAAACAUGACAGAAAAAGCCGCGAUUUGAAUAUCCGCUACAACUUCAAGUACCUCCAGUGUCCGCUACGGUAUCUGAAAGGCAAAGAUAAGGACGGCCAGGAUCACACACCCAUGCUUGCCCUAAAUACAAUGGUCAGACACGGGCGUGUACAGUGUUUGUCACAUCCCGUCAGCGAAGCUUACCUUAACAUGAAAUGGCACGCCUAUGGCGCAUGGUUUCACAUCACAAACCUGAUCGUGUACGCCAUAUUUUUGGCCCUUGUCAAUGUCUUAGUCACUACCUGUACAUUCAGCCUCUCCGAUGUGCCUUCGCCAACUACACAAAAGCCUACAACACAACUUCCCGCCAAUUAUGAACAUUCCAACGUCACCAGUGAUUAUAAUAUCACAUCUAAUGUAACGUCAACUAUCUCAAUGACGUCAUCGUCGUCACCACAACCAUCAACGACUUAUCAUCCUAUUAGAAUUGCUUCAUGUAACUUUACCACCAUGCACAAGAUCUGCGUUUAUGUGGUUUUCAUCUUCUGCAUCCUAAACUUUAUAAAGGAAAUCGUGCAGAUGUUUCAACAGAAGAAGAAAUAUUUCGCGGACAUGACAAACCUGCUGGAGUGGAUUCUGUACUUCACCACACUUCUCUACAUAAGUCCGUUCAUCUCUAAUUCGGACGUCUCCUGGCAGUGGGCCGCGGGCGCGAUCGCCGUAUUUCUCGCCUGGUUCAACUGUCUUCUCUUUCUGAGAAGGUUUGAUUUCUUUGGGAUCUACGUGGUGAUGUUUCUGGAGAUCUUGAGGACACUGAUACAGGUACUCUGUGUGUUCUCCAUCCUCCUCAUCGCCUUUGCCAUGGCCUUUUAUACGCUUCUGAACGUAGAGGAAAAUCGUGCGUUCUCCACUCCUAGUCAAUCCUUGCUGCGUACAGCAAUGAUGAUGUUGGAGCUUGACUUCAUGGCGUCAUUCAACGAGCCUUACACAGACGAUGACGCCAGAACCCUUUACUUUGGCGGCGUCACCAUACUCCUUCUCGUCACGUUUGUUCUACUUAUGCCCAUCCUGCUCAUGAAUUUACUGAUUGGUUUGGCUGUUGGGGACAUCGAGUCAGUCCAGAAGAACGCCACACUUAAGAGAUUGGCAAUGCAGGUUGAGCUUCAUACGAGCCUGGAAAGGCGGCUUCCAUUAAAGAUUCUGGAUAUGGUCGACAAAUCCGAGCUUGUGUACUUUCCGAACAAGUGCUCCGGACGUUUUCAAGGAAUUUUGUCCAAACUGAUCACGAUAAGUGAAUUGCCGGAUGAUGACUCUGGACGGAUGCACCUUACCCACCAGAACCACAUGUAUGAGGAGCUGUACAAGCAGAAAGUCAGAAUUCGAGAUAUGUCAUCAAAACUUAACAAACAGAUGGACCUUCUACGUUUGAUUGUCCAGAAGAUGGAGAUUCAUACCGAGGACGACUUCCACGACGAGGGAAACUCUGCGACUCACUUGGACAUGGACAAACCCACUCGUUGGGCGCCUGCCAAACACAACAUCCUUCGCCAACAGGCAAUUAUGGCUCACUGGAAAGACAGCAUGACUGAUGAUUAGAUUGAAAAUUAUGGCAUUCCGAUUAUAAAGAUUCGAGUUUCUAAUUAUUAAGUAGUUGUCGUAACUAUUGUGAGUAUGUUGCUUAAAUCGUAAGAAAUCUUCAUCAAAAAUAAAAGUUUAAUUGUUGCCAGUGUUUACAAGUGAUAUUAUUUUGGAUUUUGAAAUACGUUUGUAAAAGGAUGAAAGUUAUUUGACAAAGUGGAUUGUGACAUAUCCAAAUCUUAACCUGUGACAAUAUUGUACAAUGUUGUACGAAAUGACUUUAAGAAGUUAUGUAACAAUUUAAUAUUUUAUACAUAUACUUGCCAUUUUACUUCAAAUUUUGUAUUUAAACACAUCAGUAAACUCUUAAACUAAUGUCUUUAAAUUAAAAAUCAAAUUGCAUUUUCAAGUUAACUCUAUUAGGGUUUUAAACUCAAUGAUUUAUUUAGAAGUUGUUGGGGGGGGGGGAUCCUGUGUAAUUACGUCGAUGAUUUUUUUAAGGUAAUUUUUUAGUUCAAAUAUCAUCAUCAGUAUCAUUUAAUUAUCAGAUGCCAGUUAUAUUUCUAGCAGUUUGUUUUAUAAAAUACUUCUUGGAAAACAUUUAAAACAAUAUGUUGUUCGAAUAUUAAGUUUAAGGCUGCUUAGAAGAACUUUUCAUAGUAUUAUGUUGUACUUUAUAAGUUAAGCUAACAUCAAGUUAUUAAAUGUUGUGACACCGUCGGGAUUGUUUUAGAAGAAAAAAACGACCGUUACAUUGUUAUGUUUUUGCAUGUGUUAUUCUGGUUUCAGAUGAACUUGUAUGAUAUCAUCAUUAUGUGAAAUUGUAAUGUCAUUUAUGCGAUAUUAUCAUUCUGCCAAAUGGACAGUGAAAAUGAGUCCCCUUUAGUACAACAUGACGUUUAAAAACUGGCACGAAUUUAUAUUUAAUUCAUGCAAAUGUUUUCAUUAUAUACUAUGUAAGACUUUGUUAAAUGUUGAACGUUUUCUUCUAUUAGAAAUAACCUUUAUAAGACCAAAUUCUGUAAAUUUCGAUUUUUAAAUAAAACAUACGAGUUGAGAA
Mya arenaria is the source of this 4828-nucleotide messenger RNA. Its product is annotated as transient receptor potential cation channel subfamily A member 1-like. Gene Ontology annotation, molecular function: protein binding; monoatomic ion channel activity. The transcript has 26 exons. NCBI's taxonomy places the organism in Eukaryota, Metazoa, Mollusca, Bivalvia, Myida, Myidae. Gene Ontology annotation, cellular component: membrane. The coding region runs from base 124 to 3786 and encodes 1220 amino acids. Gene Ontology annotation, biological process: monoatomic ion transport; transmembrane transport. The record is from RefSeq and is a predicted model, not a curated record.